This is a messenger RNA of Acanthoscelides obtectus, 795 nucleotides long. Lineage: Eukaryota; Metazoa; Arthropoda; Insecta; Coleoptera; Chrysomelidae. The record is from the annotation of a GenBank genome assembly.
AUGGCAGAAAAGCCAAUUAGUCUCGAGGACAUCUACAAUUUAAUUACAAACUCCAAUACGGAACUCAAGGGUGAAAUUGAACAAUUAAAUAAGAACAUCACAGAAGUAAAAAAAGAGAUAGAGAACACGAAUAAUAAAUUUAAAGAAAUUGAAGAGGAAAAUAAAACAUUAAAAAACAAACUGAAUGUGCUUGAAGCUAAGUUGAAGAAGUAUAGCGUAGUUGCGUAUGGGAUAAAUGAGGAAGAUAAAGGAGCAGCAGAAGAAGCUAAAGAAUUUAUCGAACAAAAAUUGGAAAUUUUCAUAGAAGCAACCCAGAUAAGAGAUUCCUAUCGCAUAGGUAGAAAGGUAGAGAAUCAAAAAAAGCCACGACCACUUGUUAUUGAACUACUGAACUAUAGAACCAAACAAAAUAUUUUGAUAAAAUCUAAACAAUUACCGAGAGGAUCUGGCGUAUUUGUCACCAAUGACUACACAAAGGAAGAAUACGAAAAAAGAAAAGUCCUACAUGCACAUUUAAAACAAGCUAGACAAGCAAAUAACUCAGCAUAUAUAAAAAACAACAAAUUAUAUGUGAAUGGUGACGCCUAUUCAUAUGAAACACUACAACAGGACGAGUUACCAGAAACAUUUACAGUAGAAGCUACAUCGAAAUUCGAAACAGGCCACAGAUCCACAAACAACAAUAGCGAGACCAAAAGAGGGGAAAAGAGAUCCGCUGAAGAAGCUUCUUCAGGAAAGCAAAAAAUCUUAGUAAUUCAUCAAGGCCCUAAAUUAAGAAGCAAUUCUAGGCCAUAA